GCUGGGCGGUGCCCAGACACGCCACCUCUCUGCACCUCGUGAUAUCUCGCCAGAGCGCUGCAGUCCAGCCAGAGGAAGAUCGCUUGCAGUCGGACUCGCCCGCCCGCCCCACCCCAUGCUCCCUGCGGGCUCGCCCGAUUGGGACGUGCUGUGCCUUAGCCGUGCGUGUGGCCCCUGUUCCCCGAAGACCAACGUCCUUGGUCGUAUACCGGGAAUCGAACUCACGACCUUGUGCUUGCAAGGCAGGCACUGUGCCGCUGAGCUAAAUCCCCAGCCCGAGAGAGAGUCUUGCUUGUGAUCAUCCUGUGUGAGGCUCCCAGAAUGCCACGGUUACAGGGUUCUCUGAGGGAAUAAAGCUGACAAGCCGGGUCAGAACAUUCCAUCACCAUGGUGACCUCCCUGGGGCAUAUCCACGCUGUGGACUUCCCACAGGCUUCGGGUAGCUGUGUGUGAAAGGGCAGCAAGAAGUAGCAUAAUGGCAACUACAAACAUAUCCAGUGAAAAAAUUAAAAAACUUGGAGGAAGAAGGCAGGGUCUCCUGAAGGAGAUAAAUGAAAAACGUGAAUCCAACUGCUUAGUAGAAAGAAGCAAUCAAGUCAGCUUACUGAGGGUUCAAAAGAGGCAUUUCACUGGCACCUAUCAGUCCUUUGCCUGCACCCAGUUUAAAGAGCCUGUUCCUGACAGUGGCCGGAGUUCUUGGGUCCAACUCAGUCUCCUUGUUCAUAAGGAGAGAAAGCAUUUUCCACCAAAAAAUAAUGCUAUCUUUGGAUAAAGUGCAUCUCCAGAAACAAAUACAUUCUCUGAUCCUUCAAUGCCGUGUAAUUUAGAAAUAUUAAUUACAAAGGAAGCUAAACAAAUUAGUUAAAAAGGCCAUAACAUGUUUGGUCAUAUAAAACAAACAUCUUCAUUCA
Messenger RNA from Chinchilla lanigera (long-tailed chinchilla), 911 nucleotides. RefSeq names its product spermatogenesis associated 45 (gene Spata45). The transcript is spliced from 5 exons. The coding region runs from base 476 to 772 and encodes 98 amino acids. Lineage: Eukaryota; Metazoa; Chordata; Mammalia; Rodentia; Chinchillidae. The record is from RefSeq and is a predicted model, not a curated record.